UCUCAAUAGCGCGGAACGCUAUUCCUAUUAGCGCUUUAGAAUUCUCUUAUCCAGACAACACUCGACCAUUCUUCUUCUCUUCUACUUUUUCUUCUCCUCAACAGAAAACAAACCAAAAAAACUCUAAUAAUCACCCCGUUUGAUUUCUCAAACCAUGAUUGAAAUCCUUGAAAUUGAUUCAAAGGGUUUGUUCAUUGCGACAUAAGGAAUCGAAGCACACUUUAAUUUCUCAAUUUGAUUGAGAAUCCAAAGAGAGGUCCCCCAAUACAUCCAUCACGGUAUGCAUAUGACAACGUCUCACAAGCUUUACCUGAAUUUCCAACAAUGGCCUGGUAUACGGAACGUUCAGACAGUCGUGGAAACCGUGUUCGAGUGCCUUUGCAACAACCCGAACCUCCUCCAUUUACGUAUGAUGUUAGUUGGGGAACAAGGGAGCAAUGGAAAGAUCUAGCUUACAAGAUGACUAUGUUAAAUGUCACAAAGGACAAGUAUUGGUUUGAACUAGAUCGUGCACAUGAUCUUGGGGAAUUAAACUACGGAGGGGGAGGAUCAACAUCAACAAGUCAUGAUUUUGGAGAAAGUAGCCAAUAUUUAAGCCGUAAAAGACCAUCCAUAAGUCAUGAUUCCGCAGUUGAUGAUACACAAAAUGAUUAUGUUCCACAGUCACAAGAUGAAGUAGUUCCAAAGUCACAAUUAAUCCAAAUGAUAAAUAAUGGUGGGGUUGGUUUUAAUGUAGAUGAAAUGGCUAGGAUUUUGGGAUUAGAACAUAGUGAUUCGGGAACAUAGAAUGUCUUCUCUUAAAUGAAAUGGAUGGUUGUAAUGUAGAAAAAAGGAUAGUAUUUUCUUUUGUAUGAAUUCGAAAAACUUGUGUUUUAUUUAAUGAAUGUCUUCUCUUUU
Molecule: messenger RNA, 897 nt
Organism: Papaver somniferum (opium poppy)
Lineage: Eukaryota; Viridiplantae; Streptophyta; Magnoliopsida; Ranunculales; Papaveraceae
Exons: 3
Coding region: 325-786 (153 amino acids)
Source: RefSeq, a predicted model, not a curated record